UUCUCUUGUCGGCGCUGGUGUCCUGGGAAUCCCUUGGCCGCUCCGCCCGGCAUCCCGGUGCUCCCGUGGGCAGCUGCGGGUAGGCGAGGACCGGCGGCGAGCCGGAGUUUCCCGGUUAUCCGCAGGAGUCGGCGCCGGGCUUUGGGCUCCGUUGUCGGCGGCACCGGCGGGAGCAUCCUCUGGAGAGCCCGCCCCGAGCCAGGAAAAGCAGAAUGAAGGAACUAGUGUCAAACAGUACAACCAGUAUUUCUCAAGCCAGGAAAGCCGUGGAGCAAUUAAAAAUGGAAGCAUACAUGGAUAGAAUAAAGGUAUCCAAGGCUGCAGCAGAUUUAUUGGCCUAUUGUGAUGCACACAUUGGAGAAGAUCCCCUUAUUAUUCCUGUACCUGCAUCUGAAAAUCCCUUUAGGGAGAAGAAACUCUUUUGUACUAUCCUUUGAGUCAGUUUUCAAUUAAAAAUGUCAUCUGCUAAAACUUGGUAUCAGUGUUGCAUGCUUUUAGCAUUUUUUUCCUCAGAUGUCAACACUUACCCCAUAACUACAAUAUUUUAGUGCAAUUUUGGCUAAAAACCCCCUUAAAAUUAAAAAAAAAAUAAAAAAAGAAAAAUUCAAGGUAAUGCUUAUCUUUCAGAGCAAUGUACAAGUUUAAUUUCAGUACUUCAUAAAUAUUCUUUUGGUCUUAGUGAAAAUACCAAGUACAGUAUCAAAUUGUAGGUAUCUUUGCCAGUGAUAGAUUUUUUCUGGGAUCUAAAUGAGUCAUAUCAAUUCUUGAAGCUAUUUUUAACAUUCUUAUUUUCUUUGGAAGGUGAAUUCAAUUCAAUUGCCUUUACAAAUUUCUAUCUAAAGAGAGUAGUGUGACCUUUUCCUCAAGUAGCACUUUUUAGGAAAAAGUCCCAGUGAUUUACAAUGUUUACAGUGAUUGGUCUUAUACAGUAAGUGGUGUCUGUAAAUAUGUUUUCUGAAGACUGUUUUUUCUUGACUACAAAAACAAUCCUAGUAAAGUGCCAUUGUAGCUACGAGCAGAAUGAAGAUGUAUAGUUACACAUCAGGAUUGCAUCAAUAAAAAUGUAGAAAACUGUGGUUGCUUGUAUCUUAUUUUGAAUGGUAAUGAUUUAAAUUAUUUAGAAAGUAAACUGAACUGUGAAGUAACUGUUCCUGAGAGUUUUAGUGGGAGGUGUAAAACUGCCCUGAACAGCACAGAGAGGAGAAUUACAUUUUCUGAGCAGCCCUCUACAUGCUUUUGCCUGUGAGAGUAGGACUUUAUGGGGAUGUAGAUUAAUGGUAAAUAAAUGUUGUUCUAGGAUAUGCAGCAAGACCACUGUGCUGUUGACAGCCACUAUGUUUGUACAUUUUGUGGCCACAGAUUAGUUGAGUUGUCAGCAAGUAAUUUGUGGAGGUUCUGGAAUGUUUCUUUGUUUCAAUUUUAAAGUGCAGUGAGAAGAAAAGAAUGAGAUGUGAAAUAAGACUGCCUUCUUCAUGAAGUAAAAUUAAGCUCCUACAAGGCACCUGAUGGAAGCAACUGUUACUUUAGACACUUUUUUUUGUUGUUGUUCUUCUCCUUAUUAAAAAAAAUAAAAGCUCUUUUUCAAUCUGA
Agelaius phoeniceus (red-winged blackbird) is the source of this 1590-nucleotide messenger RNA. RefSeq names its product G protein subunit gamma 4 (gene GNG4). Gene Ontology annotation, molecular function: G-protein beta-subunit binding. Gene Ontology annotation, biological process: G protein-coupled receptor signaling pathway. Gene Ontology annotation, cellular component: heterotrimeric G-protein complex. The record is from RefSeq and is a predicted model, not a curated record. NCBI's taxonomy places the organism in Eukaryota, Metazoa, Chordata, Aves, Passeriformes, Icteridae.